Molecule: messenger RNA, 702 nt
Organism: Amoebophrya sp. A25
Lineage: Eukaryota; Dinophyceae; Syndiniales; Amoebophryaceae
Source: the annotation of a GenBank genome assembly
AUGACAACAGCCGUUCAAAAUAUAGCAAAGGGUGCUGUUGUCUUUUCCGGAGGCACCAAGGGGCUGCCAGAGGAGGCGGCUAAAGCGGCGGCGCAAACUGACCCGUUAUUCGCUCUCGCACCGCUCGUUCCUGAUAUCUUGCCACUGCGCAAGUGGGGGGAAAAGUACAGCAUCAUCUUUUUAUUUCGAUCGAGAGGAUAACCAUACUUUUUCAACUUUCUUACAUCGAAAACUUUGCUUAGGUUACUACUUGAUAUUUUCAUAAAAGGCGCUUGACCCAAGGCAAAUGUGGUUCCAGAGAUAUGCGCGACUAAUCACCUCAAUAAAAUAGUACAAAGGAUUUUGGUCUUCUUGCAAUAUCUGCUGCUCCUUUCAUACUCCUAAAAUCCCGACACGAUUUUGGUCGUUCCUGAUGUUUUUGCAGGUGUUGCCAAACACUCGUGUCCGCCUCUGAGCGAUUGGCAGAAGCGCCGCGUGAAUUUCACAGGAAAGACUUGCAUGUUCCGGAGCUGGCUUUGGUGAAGAUGGAAGUGCCCCCGACCUCAAAGAGGCACCUGCAAUCGAUCUGUGCUAGUUGGGCAGCUUGGGGCGACAUUGCUUUGAGCAACGCUCGCUUUCAGCUGUGGAAGACGGUGGAAAGUGGCAGCAGCGCCAAGAUGAAUGAAGAGAUGGCUCGUGGCCGAAGAAGCAAAGGGCUUGAUC